Molecule: messenger RNA, 333 nt
Organism: Symbiodinium necroappetens
Lineage: Eukaryota; Dinophyceae; Suessiales; Symbiodiniaceae
Source: the annotation of a GenBank genome assembly
AUGUGGCUGGACUUCGACAUCUUCCUGGUGCGCCAUCCAACUUCGGCGAUCACUCGGGCAGUCCAAGACUACGAGCUUCUCAUGGGCUACGACCUGGAUUCCGACUGUCUUUGCAACGGAUUCUUCUACAUCCGUGCCCGGCCGCGCACUCACCGUUGGCUCUUUGAGCUCGUGCGGUGGCUCUACGACCAUCCGUACGAGCAUGACCAGCGCGCCAUGGGUGCGUUCCUGAACUACACGGAGAAGAUCUCUGCCGAUCUGGAGGAGCUCCCGGCCAUCCCGUCCUGGCACGUCUUUGAUGAAGAGCCACUUGGUCACAGGCUUUACCACGAA